ACAGCAAUUUUUAAUUUCAAAACAAAGUGCACAAUCUAUUUUAUGUACAGACUUUAAUUUAUUGUUUGAAGAAAUAAAGAGAAAAAAUAAUAAUAACAAUACAAUAGAGUGUAGCACAUGUCGUUCGAUAUUUUAGCCGAAAAAUGACAAAAUCCAACAUUGUGUACAACUUUCACUUAUAAAAUUUCGCGAAUGACAAAGUGUGCUAAAUGGUAACAAAGCAAAAGUAAACAACAACAGAUAAAAAUGUGAAAAAUCUCGUCGGCAUUCAAGUUAAUACGAGAUAUUCUGAUGUCUAAAUAUUCAUAUCGAAUGGACAAUGUUAAAAAAAGACCCGAAUUUUGAUCGUUUGAAAUACGUGCGAGUAGUUUAUCAUUCAGACCCAAGUGUGUGGAAUGGUCAUAGUUUAAUAUCUCACAAUUUCUCUCUGCGGCUUCACUUUCGAUUAGAUUCAGAGGACAGGCCAAAUCAAAGCUGCAAUUAAUUUGUUUUCAAUUAUUUUUUUUUUAAACAAAACUCAAUCCGCGCGAAAGUUGUUUACCGUCACACCAAUGUGAUCGAAAUAGUGAAAAAAAAAAAUCAUUUUUUUUGUUGUUUAAAGAGUUUCAUGCCAAACAUAUUCAUCAAAGUCGGUCCAUGAAUUGAGGUUCAUCGAAAGCCAACAAAAAUUAGAAAUAAAUAGCAACAAAAAAUACAGGCGACGAACUCAAUUUAAAAGUGGGUGUGAAAGUGAGGUUUCCUAAAGAGAUUGAUAAAAAAUAGAUAUAAAUAAAAGAGUUGACACUGAACCUCAUUCAAAAAAAGAAGAAGAAAAAAACCAAGUUACAAUAACAGAGAAACAGUCGCAUUGGACGGAGUGCGGUCAAUACACAAAACAGAAGAAAAAGAAAGUUUAUCGAAAAUAUGUCGUUUUAUCGUUUAAAAUAUUUGUGGCCAAAAAAUUCGUCAAAGGCAACAUCAAUCGUAAACGGAUUGCGUUGUAUGCAAACGUCGACGACAACGUCAAAUCAAUUACCAGCCCGCAAUGUAGUGUCUGUACAUAAUCGUCAUCAUCAUACAUUGUUGCAAAGGAAUUUGGCAUCAAAUGCACAACAAAUCCAUAAUGAUCAGCAAUGCUGUUCGUAUGCAUCGACCAGUGGAUCAAAUUUGGAGAAGGUAGCCACAAAAGCACUACCAAAACAUGAUUGGGAUCGUGCUGUAAGCGAAGCUGAAAAAAUUGUCGGUUAUCCAACAUCGUUUCUAAGCUUACGUUGGCUACUCAGCGAUGAAGUGGCCAAUGUUGCGCUACAUUUAAGGAAAUUGGUUGGAAAUAAUCAUCCGUUACUCAAAACGGCCAAAAAUGCGGCAUCGCAAAUUGUUAGCAUUACCGAGAGAGACAGAAAUCUAUUGUAUCAUGGACGAAAUAAUAUGCAAGCAUGGGGUCUGAUCGUGCUAUUGAUAUCGAAGGCAGCCGGCCAAGCACCUGGAAUUCCGGAGACGGAACAUGACAAAAGUGCUGGCGUCUUACAUUCCCAACGUGCGCUUGCCGAAGUUUGUGAGAUGAUCCGUAUAUCACAUUUGGUGCAUCAAGGUUUGGUAAAUUUGCAGCCACUUACGCAAGCCGGACAAGAUUUAUCGUUGCACAGUGAUAUGACAUUUGGAAAUAAAAUCGCCUUAUUGAGUGGUGACUACCUAUUGGGAAAUUCUUGUGCUGAACUGGCUGGUUUAAGAAAUCAAGAUUUGGUUGAGUUGAUUUCAUCAGCGGUACGUGACUUAACUGAAGCUGAAUUCAUUGGCGAUCGAGACGAACAGAAUAAUCCGUUACCAUCGGCACCACCAAAAACACCGCGACGCAUCACAACCGAUGUUCAUGAUGAUUAUGACCUUCAUUUGGCCGACGAUGUACUGAAGCCAAUGGAAAAAGAACGUUUCAUGGGUGCUCCGGACACAGAAUGGGCACUACGAAAUAUUCUUAGUGCAGGCAGUUUAUUGGGUAAAAGUUGUCAAGGUGCAUUAAAAUUGGCCGGCCUAUCCGAAUCGACACAGAAACUUGGUUUUCAUUUUGGUAAACAUUUGGUAUUGUCAUGGCAAGCAUGUUUGGAUUUGGAACCAUUUUUGCAACCAACAUUACCUGAUGGCACAACAUUUAGUUUGGUAUCGGCGCCGGUUUUGUAUCAUCUUGAAUACAAUCCAAAUGCAUAUGAAUUGAUCAAGAAGGGCUAUGUGUCGGUGGAAAAUGUCGAUUUUAAAACGUUGCACAGCGAAAUUGUAAAGGGACCAGGCGUUGAUAAAACUCAAAAUCUACAACGUCAACAUAGUCAAGCGGCCAUGAAUGUGCUGAAGAAAUUUCCACCAUCAGACGCUCGAACAGCUCUCGAAAAUAUUUUGCAUGCCAUGCAAGAUCUGCAAAGAUGAGAGAUAAUCAAAAAUAUGGGUACAGCACAUAAUGCAGAUAGAAAAAUGUAUUGAAAAAAAAAACCAAAAAAUU
Contarinia nasturtii (swede midge) is the source of this 2467-nucleotide messenger RNA. RefSeq names its product decaprenyl-diphosphate synthase subunit 2 (gene Pdss2). Gene Ontology annotation, biological process: ubiquinone biosynthetic process; isoprenoid biosynthetic process. The coding region runs from base 904 to 2394 and encodes 496 amino acids. Gene Ontology annotation, molecular function: prenyltransferase activity. NCBI's taxonomy places the organism in Eukaryota, Metazoa, Arthropoda, Insecta, Diptera, Cecidomyiidae. Gene Ontology annotation, cellular component: mitochondrion; transferase complex. The transcript is spliced from 6 exons. The record is from RefSeq and is a predicted model, not a curated record.